Messenger RNA from Chaetomium fimeti, 21286 nucleotides. Its product is annotated as non-ribosomal peptide synthetase. The transcript is spliced from 39 exons. The record is from RefSeq and is a predicted model, not a curated record. The coding region runs from base 1 to 21279 and encodes 7092 amino acids. Gene Ontology annotation, biological process: amino acid activation for nonribosomal peptide biosynthetic process; secondary metabolite biosynthetic process. Gene Ontology annotation, cellular component: cytoplasm. Gene Ontology annotation, molecular function: phosphopantetheine binding; catalytic activity. NCBI's taxonomy places the organism in Eukaryota, Fungi, Ascomycota, Sordariomycetes, Sordariales, Chaetomiaceae.
AUGCACGCGUCCAGGCUCUCUAACGACAUCACCCGCAAGUCCUUCUGGGCCCAGCGGCUUCAAGCCGUCGAAGCCGCCCCAGAUGCGCCCCUCUUCUUCGACAAGAUCGACGGCACCCCCUCCACCCACCGCCCCGCCGCCGUCGGGCAGGAGGGGUACGCCCGCACCAAGGCCGUCAUGGCCGUGGACACGGGCAACCUCCAGGAAGCUGCCUCGAUGCACAAUCUCUCCGAGGACAUCGUCGUCCUCGCCGCAUGGGCCGUCCUUCUGCGGUCCUACGCCGGCGAAGACGGGCCGGUCAGCUUCGGCGUCUGUCUCGAUCGUGAGCAGGCUGCCUGGCUGUCGACCAUGGCCAUGACUGGCGAUGAUGGCCUUGUCGCCGUCAUGCGCGCCGCCGAGCAGGACAUGAAGUUGACCAUGGGCCACACCCUGCCGUUCCACUCGCUGGGAGCGUUUGCGGAGGGCACUGGGUUUGGCACCGUUGCGACCGCCGUCCAUCUCCACUCCAGGAAGCCGAGGUUUCCUGAGAUGCACUUCCCCUCCUUGGCCACGGCGUUUGUCAACGUUGCAGAGGGCACGAUGGUGCAUGUGCACCUGUCCUUCCGCCGGGACGCCAUGUCUGGCGAGCGGGCGCAGAGCGUUGUUGACAACUUCGCUCAUGUGCUCAACACCUUGACGAUCAAACUUCGCACGUCGAUCGACACCACUAGCCGCAACGAGUACAAUCGCAUUCUUGACGACUGCCCAGAAAACGCGGGCAGGAUUGCUCUUGCUCAGGAAGCUUUCCGCCUUGCCGGUGCCAUCGCCGGCGCGGCCCACCAAGUCCAUGCCCGGGCCCACGGGAAGCAACUUUUCGUCCCCUUUUACUUGACCAAGUCGAAGUGGACGCCAGUUGCCCUUCUCGCCAUCUUCGUUGCUGGAGGUGCCUGCGUUCCCCUUGAGCCCAGUCAUCCCGCGGCCCGCCGCAACGACAUCUUGGGUCAGCUCCAGGCCCCGAUCGUUCUAACCAACACGGCCCUCCACCAAACCCUCGCCAAAAGUCUCGACCAGCAAACGCCCGUCCGCCACCUCAUUUGCGUCGACGCUGAACACGAUCCCGCGGCCGCCGCCCCCCUCCCCCAGGUCCAGCCGGACAACCUCUGCUACGUCAUCUUCACCAGUGGUAGCACAGGCUCUCCCAAGGGUGUCAAGUGGGAACACAGCACGCUUGCCACCAGCGUUUGGGAGCACGGCCGCGAGUUCCACAUGAACGACCGUACCAGGGUCCUUCAGUUUGCCUCUCAUGUAUUUGACGUUUCCGUGGUCGAGCUUAUCACGCCUCUUGUCCACGGCGGCUGCAUGCCGAAGAGGCUGACCAAGUUCAUGGAGAGCAUGGGCGUCAACUGCGCAUUGUUUGCCGCCUCUUUUGCCCGCCUCCUGAACCCAGCGUCUCUCCCGACCCUCCGAACCCUCAUUCUCGGAGGCGAGUCCAUAGGCCAGGAAAACAUCGACAAGUGGACGCCGGCGUUGGACCGUUUCAUCAUCGGUUACGGUUCUGCUGAGACCUGCAUCAACUGCGCAAAGAACGAGUUCUCCGUCAAGACCCAGGCCAAGAAGCCCUGGAAGGAGUCUCUCGGGCACGCUAUCGGUGGGCGCAUGCUCAUUGCGGACCGCUAUGACAGCGACAGGCUCGCCCCGAUCGGCGCUGUUGGGUAUUUGAAUGACGAGGCCAAGACAGCCAAAUCGUUCAUUCAGAACCCAGCUUGGCGCCGUUUCUACCGGACCGGUGAUCUGGGUCGCCAGGCCAUGGAUGGAUCCAUCGCUUUCGCUGGCAGAGCCGACUUCCAGGUCAAGAUCCGUGGUCAGCGCAUGGAACUGGACGAGGUCCGUUUUCACGUUGUGAAGGCGACGCCCUCGGCCGUCGAUGUGCACGUCGAUGUCAUUACCCCGGUAGGAGACAAGGUUCUUGCCGCUUUCCUUUCUUUCGGGACCACCAGCGAUCUUGAACAAGCAGCUGCACUGCGCAGCAUGAAAGACGCCCUUCGUGGCAAUCUCCCCGCAGCGGCGGUUCCCAGCUUCUUCAUCCCGGUCGCCAGCCUCCCCUACCUGGUUUCCGGGAAGUCAACUAUUAAGGAGCUCUCCUCCUACUCCAACUUCAAAGCCCGAUCUACUCCCGCCGCUGCCGCCGCUACCGCUGCCCCCGUGGCGAAGAUGGAGGCCAAAAUCCUCGUCACCUGCUGCAGGGAAGUUCUAAAGUCUCCAACAUUCGGACCCGAUGACAACUUUUUGAUGUCUGGCGGCGACUCGAUAUCGGCAAUCAAGGUGGCAUCAGCUGCUCGUGACCGUGGGAUCAGCGUCACCGCAGCUCCCCGGGCGGAAACCUCCCUGCUCCCAAGUGAUUUGGUCGACGAAAUCGUUAUGGACGUGAAGUCCCGAAGCGCGCCAACUGACAAGGUCCUGGACGUGUAUCCUUGCACUCCGCUGCAGGGAGCCCUCAUCACCGCCUCUACCAUGCGCAUCGACGCCUACAUCGCCCGCCACACCCUCAAGCUCCCUGCCUCCGUCGACAUCACCCGCUUCAAGGCCGCCUGGGCCGCGGGCCAGCACGGCGCUGUUCAGGUCGUUUACGACUCCGAGCUAGCUUGGCACACCGGAUCCGAUCUGGAAGCGUACUGCGAGAAAGACAGACUAGGCCUCGUCGGUAGAACAUUCAUGUUCACCAUCCAUCAUUCUCUCUUCGACGGGUGGUCAAUCACCCGCUUGUUUGAGGAUCAACACAACUUGUACAUCCGGCACCUGUCUCAGCUCGAUGUGGAGGCACCAAAGGAGUUCUGGGCUGCCAACCACUUCCCUCAGUCUAUCGGCUCGGCUUACACUCCGGUGCCGGAUUGCGAGGUCAAGAUGAAGUUGGCGGUGGCAGACAACACCAAGUCCGAGUUCACCAUGCCAACGCGCAUUCGUGCCGCUUGGGCUCUUCUCGUGGGCCGUUACAUCGACUCGCAGGACGUUAACGUCGGAUCGAUUGCUGGCCCGACCAUCUCAAGCGCGCCCGUUCGUAUCACCUGGGACAAGACCGAUGACCUGCUUCAAUUCGACGCUUACGGGCACAUCGGCAUCCAGGCCAUUUCGCAACUCAGCUCGUCGGCUGCUGAGGCUUGCCAGUUCCAGCACCUGGUCAGGGAUGAGAAGCUGAAGUCACAGAUCGGGUUCCAAAACGUGUCUCUGGACCUGAGAGGCUACCACAGCUAUGCCCUCAACAUGGACUUCACGCUGGAGGACGACGGUGUCACGGUUACAACCACUUUCGACUCUUCCGCGCAGUUCGGCCAUGUGCUGAACCAAGCCAUUGGCGGCAUUGACUACGCCUCGAAGAAGGAUAGGGAAAUGCAAUACGAACAAACAACCCUGCUUCAGGCCCUGGAGCGCCAUGUCGCCAACCAGCCAACGGCGCCCGCCCUGGACCGUGGCACGACUGCGCUUGCCAACCACCUCACCGCGCUCGGGGUUCGGAAGGGUGACUAUGUCCCCUACUGUUUCCCCAAGUCCGUGUGGGCCACCGUCUCCAUCUUGGGCGCCAUCAAGAUCGGCGCCAUUGCCGUCGCUCUCGAGCCCUCGCCGAAGGUGUCCAUGGGUUUCCGGCCCAUCUCCCAGAGGGCGGUCAAGAAGCGCUACUCCGUCCAGCCCACCGAUGUUGCUUUUGUUGGCAUCGUCCUGGAGCACGGCGCUGUCGCCAUCAUGGGGAAGCAGAAUGGUGAGUUCUCCGCGUACGUCUUCGACGUCAGCAUCGGAGACCUCGCAAUUUCCCUUUACUGGGGCGCUUGCCUCUGUGUCGCGUCAGACCACGACCGGAUGAACAACCUCGCCUCCGCCAUCAACAACCUCCGCGUCAACCGCGCCUGGCUGACACCUACGGUUGCUUCCUUGAUCUCCCCUGCCGAGUGCCCGAACUUGGCGUGGCUCUCGGUCGACGUCUGGGAAGGCGUUCCUCUUGUCAAUGUAUAUGGCCCGGCUGAAGUCACCAACUUGGGAACCGCGGUGAAGGUCUCGCGCGAUCUGCCUAUCACCAACAUUGGCCACGCCAACGGCAUCCGCGUUUGGGUUUGCGAGUCUGGCAACCCCAGGCAGCUUGCCCCCAUCGGAUGCAUUGGCGAGGUCCUGACCGACGCCGCCUCCCAGAAGGCACGCAUGUACCGCACUGGUGACCUUGCCCGGAUGAACGCCGAUGGUUCCAUCGACUUCCAAGGCCGCAGGGACACGCAGAUCAAGCUCCGAGGCCAACGCCUCGAAAUUACGGCCAUCGAGACCGCGCUCCAAGCAUCGAUCGACGAGCCGGCCGAGCUUGCCAUCGAUGUGCUCGAUCGCACCAGCGCCGGCCGCGAUGCAUUCCUCAUCGCUUUCCUCCAUCUCCCCCAGAGACUCCCCGCUCAGGCUGACCCUGCGGCAGGUAUCUUCUCCGAAAUGGACAUCAAGGCUCUGGUCGCCGACAUCCGGUCGAGGUUGGCCCAGACUCUCCCGCCGCAUAUGGUCCCGACCUUGUUCAUUCCCCUGAGUAGACUUCCCAAGUUGGUGUCAGGGAAGAUCGACAGGAAGACCCUUCGCCUCGCAGUUGCCAAGUUGACCGAUGAGGCGAUGGGCGCUUACAAGUCGGACCAGCGCGCCGAGAAGCGGCAACCUUCGACCCAGGAGGAGUCCGUGAUGCAGAAGCUGUGGGCCAACGUGCUCCGUCUUCGUGAGGCCGAGAUUAGUGUUGAUGACAACUUUGUUACCCUUGGGGGUGACUCCAUCACUGCCAUCAAGAUCGUGGCUCAGGCGAGGGCGCAGGGAAUCACCGUCUCCGUUGCCGCCAUCUUCCAGCAUGGCACCAUUGCCAGCCUGUGUGGUUCGAUGGCGAAGGCGACGAAGAUUACCGAGGCGGUUGCUUCCGCACCCCGCCCGAAGUUCCAGCACCCGCAACUCGCGGAUAUCGCCCUCCAAUGUGGUAUCCCCGAGGAAGACAUCGAGGACAUCUUCCCCACCACGGCCCUCCAAGACGGCAUGAUGAUGCUCACGGAAAAGAAUCCCACGGCAUACAUCGCCCACCAUAUCAUGCAUUUGCCCAGCUGGGUCGAUAUCUCAGUCUUCUGCCGCGCUUGGCAGGCCGUCGCCGAUGAGAACGCCAUCAUGAGAACAAGGAUUGUUCCCGCCGGGCUGCAGGUUGCCCUCCACGCCGCUCCCAUCCAAUGGGCCACCCCGCGGUCGAAUGACUUGAACGCCUACAUCCAGGGCCUUCGCCAGCAGAAGAUGGGUUUCGGAACCGCGUUGACGCAGCACGCCAUCCUUCAGAACCCCACCCGCUUCGUCUUCACGGCUCAUCACUCCGUGUACGACGGCUGGUCGAUGGGUCUGCUUGGCGAUGCCGUCACCCGGGCAUACAAGAAGCUCGCUGGCAUGCCGACUUCCCCGAGCAAGGAUCAGGGCACCAAGAUCAACUUCCACGCUUUCGUUGACUACAUCGGGACCAUCGACAAGACCGAGGCGAGCGAGUUCUGGCGCAGCCAGCUCGAAGGUGCUGACCCGGCCGCCUUCCCCCCCUCGUUGCCCUCCUCUUACCAGCCACUCGCCAACGCCCUUCUCGAGAAGAAGAUCUCCUUCCCGAGAAUGCAGAAGUCCACCUCGACCACCUCCACCCUCAUCCGCGCCGCUUGGGCCCUCCUCAUCUCGGCCUACUCCGGCUCCCAUUCCGACGUCGUCUUUGGUGCCUCGGUCACCGGCCGCAGUGCCCCCCUGGACGGCGUCCUCUCUCUGGUUGGGCCUACCCUGGCGACCGUCCCAUUCCGAGUCCCCCUGAAGUGGAAUGAGUCGGUCAAGACCCUUCUAGACCGGGUUCAAAUGCAAUCGUUUGCUAUGCUCGAGUACGAGCAGUACGGACUGCAGAACAUCAAGAAGUCGGCGCCUUCAGCUGCGGCCGCCUGUGACUUCCAGAGUCUCUUGGUGGUGCACACCGAGUUUGACGGUUCCAGUCCCAAGGACCGGCUGACCUGGAGCUCAGAGCGCGCAACCUCCGACUUCUUGACCAACGCUCUCACCCUCGAGUGCCAGCCCAUGGGCUCGCAGAUGUUGUUGACUGCUUCCUACGACUCCUCUAUCAUGGACGAGAGACAGAUGACACGGAUGCUGACCACAUUCGACCACAUCUUGCGACAGCUGUGCCAGGGCGAGUUCAACAAGAACCUCCGCCUCGAGGACAUCGACACCGCGCUUUCUCCCCUCAUCAAUGAUCGCGUCCACGACAUGUUUGCGCGGCAAGCCACCGCCACUCCGAAUGCCCUUGCGGUAUCCGCGUGGGAUGGAGAUCUCACAUACCGCGCCUUGGACGACUUGUCCACCACGCUCGCCCGUCACCUCAUUUCCCUCGGUGUCGGCCCGGAGUGCUUUGUGCCUUUCGCUUUUGAGAAGUCCAAGUGGGUUCCGGUGACUCAGAUGGCUAUUCUUAAGGCUGGCGGUGCGUGUGUUCCCGUCGAUCCCUCGCAGCCGUUGGACCGUCUCCAAAGCAUCAUCGGCACCCUCGACGCCAAGGUUGUCGUGACAUCCGCCCUGCACGCCAACCUUUUGGUGUCUUGCAGCCGGGUCCAGCACUUUGUUGCGGUCUCCCAGGAGAUGGUUGAGCGUCUUCCGCAGCAUGGUAGCGCCGCCAUCAACCCCCAGACAUCGCCUAGCUCGGCUUGCUACGCCAUCUUCACCAGCGGCAGCACCGGCACCCCCAAGGGUGUUGUCUGGGAGCACGCUACCCUGUGCAGCAGCAUGGCUGAGCACGGUGUUGCGUUCAACUACUCAACCGAGACCCGCGUCCUGCAGUUCUCGUCCCACACCUUCGACGUCAGCGUCUCGGAGCUACUGACCACCCUCGUCUUUGGCGGCUGCAUCUGCAUCCCCGACGACUUCACCCGCCUGAACGGCAUCGCCGGCUUCAUGAAUGAGAAGCGCGUCAACUGGACCUUCUUCGCGCCGUCCUUCGCCCGUCUCAUGGACCCGGCCACCGUUCCCGGCCUCAAGACCAUCGUCCUCGGCGGCGAGGCGCCCGGCAAGGAUAACAUUGAGCGGUGGUCCGGCCGCCCGGGGCUCGAGCUGAUCGUGACCUACGGCCCGGCUGAAAGCUGCAUCUACUGCGCCAAGAACAGCGUCCGUGGCCCGCAGAUCGACGGCAGCAUCGGCCGCUCUAUCGGCGGUAUGAUGUGGGUUGCCGACCUCGGUCGCCCGACAGAGCUCGCCCCGAUCGGCUCGGUGGGUGAGAUUGUUGUUGAGGGUAGCAUCCUCGCGAGGGGCUAUCUCAACGACGAGGCCAAGACAGCUGCGUCGUUCCGCCCGAUGCCCGCCAAGUGGGCUAAUGGCCGCAGCUCCCGGGUGUAUUACACCGGUGAUCUCGGUCGGGUCAACUCGGACGGCACGAUCAGCUGCCUGGGGCGGAGGGAUGACCAGGUUAAGAUCCGUGGUCAACGCGUCGAGCUUCCUGACAUCGAAUACCACCUCCGCAAGGACGAGCGCGUUCACCAGGCGCUUGUUCUUUACCCCCGCUCAGGCCCCUGCGCCAACCACCUGGUUGGAAUACUGUCCAUGGUGCAGGACAAGCCUUCCAUUGGGCCCGCUUCCUCGACCGACAUCACGAUCGCCAACCCCGAGGAUUGGGUCCGGAUCCCGGAUGUUCAGGACACCCUCUCCCAGAAGGUCCCGGUUUACAUGAUCCCCGCUAUCUGGAUUGUGCUCAACUCCAUCCCCCUCAUGCCCGCCUCUCAGAAGGUCAACAAGAAGAUGGUCAGCGAGUGGACCAAAGCCAUGGAUCACGCCACCUACGAGAAGAUCGCCAGCCGUUCUGCGGGUGGUAGCUCGGAUGAGCUCCCCGCGAUGAACACUGCCCUGGAAGAGCAGGUGCGCAACAUCUGGAGCGACAUCCUCAACGUCGGCCAGAAGACGAUCGGGCCGAACACCUCGUUCCUGAGACUCGGAGGCGAUUCGAUCUCUGCCAUGCAGGUCGUCACCAAGUGCAGGAAUGAAGGCGUCAUGGUCACUGUUCAGGACCUCCUGAAGGCCAAGACUAUCGCGGAGUUCUGCGAGCGGGCUGCGCUCUCGACGGGCCAAACCGCAACCAGCAAGCUCGUGGAGGAGCCCGAGUCCGAGACCCCCUUCGCUUUGUCUCCCAUCCAGGAGUGGUUCAUGACGCUCGCGCCCAAUGCACCGAACCACUUCAACCAGAGCCAUCUUCUUCGGUUCACCGAAGACGUGGACUUUGGCAAGCUGCAGGGUGCUCUCAUCGCCAUUGCUCAGCGACACCCCAUGCUCCGCGCACGGUACGAACAGGUCGGCGGAAACUGGCAACAAUACAUCUCCUCUGAUGCUACCAGCUCGGUUCAAUGCCGCCAGUUCCGGUCCAUCUGGACGAUGCAAAAGGUCAUCGAGUACGCGUCCGAUGCCCAGGCCAGCCUAGAUAUUACCAAGGGCCCGCUCAUGGCCGCCGACUUGUAUGAGAUGACCGACGGCACAGCAGUGCUUUUUAUCACUUGCCAUCACAUGGCUAUUGACCUCGUGUCUUGGAGGGUCGUUCUCCAGGAGCUGGAGGAGAUCCUGCGGACCGGGAGCAUCACUUCAACUCAGAAGUCUCUUAGUUUCCGCACUUGGUGCAAGCUUCUGGAGGAGCGUGCCAAUUCCGUGACCGGCGUCUUGGAUGUCCCCGCGCAGGAUUUCGACUUCUGGGGCAUCAGCAAUGCCGACAACACGGCUGCUCACAUUGUGGAGCAAACCUUCACGCUGGACGACCAGACUACCGAGCUGCUGAUGGGCCGCUCCAACGAGGCCUUCAACACCGAGCCCCUCGAUCUCCUCUUGACGGCCGUCGCCCACUCCUUCAACCAGGUCUUCCGCUCGGUUCGGAGCCCAGUCGCCAUCUUCAACGAGGGCCAUGGACGUGAGCCAUGGAGGGCUGACAUCGACCUGUCGUCUACGGUUGGCUGGUUCACUUCGAUGUGCCCCAUCCUUCUGUCCGACCACAAGGACGGCGUGCUCCGCUCCCUCAAAGAGGUGAAGGACAUCCGCCGCCGGAUUCCCGAGAAGGGUCUGCCUUUCUUCACGUCCUACGCCCAGAACGCUACCACUGGAGUCGAGAUCACCUUCAACUACUUUGGUCUUUUCCAGGCCUUCGAGCGACAGGGUGCGCUGCUCAACCGCAUGAGCUGGGCCCCUUUCCACGCCCCAUCGGACUCUGCUGCUGACGUGCCGCGGUUCUCCAUCUUCGACGUUUCCGCUGGUGUCGAGAACGGUGUUAUGGCCAUGAACUUUGGCUUCAACAACAAAAUCAAGCACCGCCACCUCGUCCAGCAGUGGGUUGAGGCGUGCUCGGAUACCCUGCUCGACCUGGUUCAAGCCACUAGCCAGCAGAGGGAGACGUCGCUUACCCUCGCCGACUUCCCUCACUUCCGGACUACCUACGAUGAGCUGUCGGCGCUCCUAGAGAAGACUCUACCGGCUGCGGGUGUCGCCCCGGCCAAUGUUCAGGAUAUCUACGCCUGCUCGCCCAUGCAAACUGCACUGUUGGUCAGCCAGGCCAUGGACCCCACGCUUUACGCCGUCCGCUACGUCUGGGAGGUUGUCCCCAAGUUAGCCCAGCCUAUCUCGACCGACAAGCUCAUCGCAGCUUGGAAGAAGACGGUCAAGCAACACCCCAUGCUCCGCACCGUCUUUGUCCAAGCCGGCUCCUCCAUCGACGGCAAGACCACUUCGGCUUACACGCAGGUGGUUCUCAAGAACUUCGAGCCCAACGUCCUCAUCUGCGAGGAUGCCUCCACUUUCCCGCUCAGCCGCCCGGAGCACCACAUCUCCAACGGCCCGCCACACCACGUCGUCCUCUCCCAAGAACCCUCCGGCAAGGUGCUAGUCCAGCUCGACAUCAGCCACACGCUAAUCGACGGGUCAUCCGUCAACGCCCUGCUCGACACGCUCGUCAGGGCCUACGACGGCGCCCCCAUCGCCGCCACCUCCCCAGACGCCUACGGCAGCUACAUCAGCUUCCUGGGCAAGCAAGACCUGGACUCGUCCCGCCAGUUCUGGAAGACCUACCUCAGCGGCGCCGAGCCGUGUCAUUUCCCCACCCUGACGGCGGCGGCACCCUCGUCCCAACCCCGCCAGCUCGUCCACCUCGACUUCUCGUACCCCAACCCGACCAAGCUGCACUCCCUCUGCGCCCAGGCCGAGACUACCGCCGCUAGUGUGUACAAGCUGGCUUGGGCGCUGGUACUGCGCGUCUACACGGGCAACAACGCACCGUGCUUUGGCUACCUGGCUUCGGGACGCGAUCUGCCCAUUGAGGGGAUUGAGGAGGCGGUUGGGCCGUUUAUCAACAUGUUGGUGUGCAUGGUGUCGUUGGAAGAUGAUGACAGCGAAGUUGGGGCAGCGCUGAAGACGGCACAUGCGGAUUAUGUGAACUGCUUGUCGCAUCAGCUUUGCUCGCUCGCUGAGAUCCAGCGGGGCUUGGGGCUGGGUGGUGAUCGGUUGUUUAACACGGUGAUGUCGGUUCAGAGGCUGGCGCCGCCGGGGACGAGUGCGUCGACGGUGGAGUUCCAGCCGGUGCAUGUCGAGGAUCCGAGUGAGUUUGACAUCGCUCUCAAUAUCGGGGACUCGCCGGACUUUGUCGACAUCAACUUGACCUACAGCACUGGCGUCAUUUCGGCGCUCCAGGCAAAGGGCCUUGCCUCGACCUUUGCGCUGGCCAUCGACAGCGUUCUGGAUUCCAUGUCCAAGCCCAUCAAGGCGGUCGGAGUCCUCACUCCCGAGGACAACCAGCAGAUCCUUAGCUGGAACAGCACUGCCAUCACGGCCGCUGUCCCCGCGCAAUGUGACCAGCUCAUCAGCCUCCAUCUUGCCACCAAGGGAGGCAUGCCUGCUGUUUCCGGCUGGGACUUGUCCCUGACCUACUCCGAGUUGGAUACCCUUGCCAGCACCGUGGCGCGUCAUCUCGUCUCGGAGUACUCUGUUGGUCCCAACACCAUCGUUCCUUUCUGCUUUGAGAAGAGUGCCUGGACGAUUGUCACUAUGCUCGGCAUCAUGAAGGCUGGAGCGGCCUUUGUUCCUUUGGACGCCAAGCACCCCAUCGACCGCUUGGUGAGCAUUGUCAAGCGGGUCCAGGCACCCCUGGUUAUCUGCUCAGAGCAGCAUGAGAACAUUGGUCUUGACAUCGGCGGGAACCUCACCAUGCCUUACCUACUCGUCGGGUCCCGCAGCAUCAGCACGAUACAGGCAUCCAGCCGGUCCAGCCUCCCCCCAGUCUCUCGCCGGAGCCCCUCAGACUUGGCAUACUGCCUAUUCACCAGCGGCAGCACUGGAGAGCCCAAGGGUGUGCUCAUCCAGCACGAGGCGCUUUGCAGUGGCGCGACCAUGCAUGGCAGAGCCUUCAACUACACUGCCCAGGCACGCACUUUGCAGUUCGCCUCGUACGGAUUUGACGCCUCCAUCACCGAAAUCCUCACCACGCUCGUCAUGGGCGGCUGUGUCUGCGUUCCCUCCGAAGAGCAGCGCAUGGACAAAGACAAGCUUAUGGACUACAUCAACGCCCAGAACGUCAACCACGCUCUCCUUACCCCCUCGGUUCUCGCACUCAUGGACCCUGCCCGGGUGCCGUCCAUUACCACCCUCCUACUUGGCGGUGAGGCUGCCGGAUACCAACUCAUCGACAAGUGGCGUGCGCCCACACGCCGCGUCCUCAUCGCCUACGGCCCCACGGAGUGCACCGUCAUCUGCGCCGGGCACGACGUGACCGAUCCUGCUACCCUCCGCCCUGGCAAGAGCUCCAUCGGCAACAGCGUGGGCAGCGUCGCCUGGAUCGGCGAUGCCCGCGACCACAACAAAUUGGUCCCCAUCGGCGCUAUCGGAGAGCUCCUCGUCGAAGGUCCGAUUUUGGCUCGCGGCUAUCUCGACGAUGAAGCCAAGACCAAGGCGGCGUUUGUCAAGCCAGCCUGGGCGGGCGGAUACCGUCGCAUGUAUCGCACCGGCGAUCUUGUCCGCUACCAGGAGGAUGGUACCAUGGAGUACCUCGGCCGUCGUGACAACCAGGUCAAGCUUCGUGGUCAGCGUCUCGAGUUGGGCGAGAUUGAGGAGCAUUUGAUCAAGCACCCCGAGGUUCAGCAGGGCUCAGUUCUCUUGAUCAAAGAGGGCGUGUGCGCAAACAAGCUUGUGGCUGUGAUGACGCUCAAGGCGUCGUCUGCCUUUAAGGUGGCCGGCCGGCUGUCGUUGGCGUCGGACCCUGUCGAUGGACUCGACGUCUUGGCUAGUGACUACGUCUCCUCCACCACCACCGCCGUUAGUCAGGAUAUUGCCAGUGUGCUGCCGUCCUUCAUGGUUCCUUCGUGCUGGAUCGUCGCUAGCCAACUGCCUCUGAUGGCUUCCGGCAAGACCGACCGCCGCUUCCUGACCAACUGCGUCAACAACAUGGGCCAGGAGGUGUACCAGCUUUGCACUGGCCUGGGCUUAGAGGCCUCUGCCGCCGACGAGGAGGACCUGACAGCCGUGGAGAAGACCCUGCGCCAGGUUUGGAGUGCGGUUCUCAAUGUCCCGGAGCAAUCCAUCAACCCCUCCGCCGGCUCGUUUGUCAAGAUGGGUGGUGACUCCAUCAGCGCCAUGGAAGUUGUUGCCCAGGCUCGUGGCAAGGGUAUCCCGCUUCUCAUCGAGCAGCUCCUCAAAGCCAAGUCCGUCAAGAAGCUAGCUGCCAAUUUCGACAACCUCGAUUUGGCCCCGGCACAACCUUCCACAACCGGGGAGACCUCCAUGGUGGCGACGACCAGCAGCGCCCAGGACGAAGAGGAAGCGGAAGACGACAACAUCACCAUGUUUGGCCUAUCCCCCAUCCAGCGCAUGUUCACCCGCCUCUCGCCUGGCGAGAACCACUUCAACCAGAGCUUCCUUCUCAAGGAUCAGGUUGGGCAAGCUCUGAAUGUCGUGGUUAAGCGCCACGCCAUGCUUAGGGCUCGCUUCCAGAAGCUGGGGCGCACCUUCAAGCAGUGGAUCGAGCCCGUGGUGGAGGACUCGUACAUCUUCCGCUCUUGGGACAUGCCGGCUUCCGUUGAGUUCUCGGCUGAGGCCGUCGAGCAGAUUCGCGAGACUCAGCAGUCGCUGGAUCUCGAGAACGGUCCGGUCUUUGCCGGCGACUUACUCAACAUUGGUGAUGAGCAGUACCUCUUCCUGACUGCCCACCAUCUCGUCAUCGACCUUGUCUCGUGGCGCGUCGUCAUCAAGGAUCUCGAGGAUUUCCUUGUCGGAGGGGCCAUCUCGGCUUAUCGCAGCUUGUCGUUCGAGAAGUGGUGCGGACUGCUCAACACCCACCGCAAGACCUUGACCGGAACCGCGACAGUCCCCUUCGAGGUCGCCAGCCCAGACUACAAGUACUGGGGCAUGGCUGGCAAGCCCAACUACGCCAAGGACUUUGAACACCACCAAUUUGUGCUCCCAAGGAACACUUCGGAGUUGCUUUUGGGACCUUGCAAUGACCCCCAUGGGACCGAGUCUCUUGACCUGUUCUUCGCCGCAGCCAUGCACUCUUUUGCCGCAACCUUCCAAGACCGAGACAUCCCGCCAAUUUACAACGAGGGCCACGGCCGUGAGCCCUGGGAUCCCUCUGUCGACCUCUCCCGCACUGUCGGUUGGUUCACCACCAUUGCUCCCGUCUGGGUCGACAGCCGCCGUUGCAACAAGGACAUUUCGGAAUAUGUCAAGCAAGUCAAGGAUGUGCGCCGCAACACGCCCCACAAGGGCUUCUCGUACUUCAGCUCGCUUGAUCUGGAACGCAAGCCAUUCAGCAUCGAGGUGUCUUUCAAUUACUUCGGGUCUUUCCAGCAACUCGAACGCAAGGAUGCUCUGCUCAAGCAAGUCCACUUCCGCAACCUCGAGAUCGACUCCUUCGAAGUCAGCGAGAAGCACAAGAAGUUCUCCCUCAUUGAUAUCAACGCCGAAUCGGAGAACAACCAACUGGUCUUCACCUUCAAUUUCAACAAGACCAUGAGUCGCCGUGAUGAUGUCGAGCGCUGGAUCGGCAACUAUCAGAAGAGCCUUGAGCACAUGGCUCGGGUUCUUGGGUCCCGUGACGCCGACUCCCUUAGUAUCGACGGGUUUGAGGUCUCAGAAGGCUUGGGCUUGCAGCUCCCGCAGGAUCCCAGCCUGAAGGCGCUCGGGAUCGUAGACAGCAACGUGGAGGACAUCUACCCCUGCACGCCCUCUCAGCAGGGCAUGCUGCUCAGCCAGAGCAAGGACGCCGAUAUGUACUGGUUCCGAUCCGUGUACGAGAUUGAGACCAACACCACCACCCCCAUCACCCUCAACAAGAUGCGGCAGGCCUGGAAGGCCGUCGUCCGUCGCCAUCCCGUCUUGCGAACCAUCUUUGUGGAACAGGACUCAACUGAUGGCCUUUACGACCAGCUCGUCCUCAGGGACUAUGAGCCGGAUGUCGUUGAGGAUGAAGUCGGCGCUUCCAUGAGCGAUGCUGACCUGGCCGAGGCCCUGAAGAUCCAGGUGAUCCCCGAGGACAUGCUCUGCCGCCGCGCACCCCAACACCAGCUCCGCCUUGUCCGCCAAGCUGGCACCGGCAGAGUCUUCUGCAGCUUCCUUCUCAGCCACGCAAUUGCCGACGGUGGCUCCAUGGCUAUCAUCCUCCGGGAUUUCAGCACCGCUUGCCAGGCCCUGCCCCUCGACGCCGCAAAGCCCCUGCUCAAGAACUACACCGACUACAUCCAGUCCCGGGACGCCGCCGCGGACAUCAACUUCUGGAAAACGUCGCUCGAGAGCGUCGAUCCCUGCUUCCUACCCACCGAGGAGCAGCCGUUCGCGGAGAAGGUGCUCCACAAGGCGGAGGUGCCCGUCGACAGGAUCAACUACGCCAAGAUGCAGAGCGCCGCCCGCGAGCUCGGUGUCUCCCUCUUCAGCUUGCUCCAGGUGACCUGGGCAUUGACCCUUCGCGAGUAUGUCAACUCCGACCGCGAUGAGGCCUGCUUCGGCAUUGUCACCUCGGGCCGCGACCUGCCGGUCAAGGAGAUUGGCGAUAUUGUUGGCCCGCUAGUCAACAUCCUAGUUUCGAGAAUCGCUCUGCCCCAGGAUCAGACUGUCGCGCAGAUUGCGGAGGCCGUUCACGACAACUUCAUCGACAGCCUGGCGCAUCAGACGUCAUCUCUUGCGGAGAUUACGCAUGAGCUGAGCUCGGGUACUCUCUUCAACACGGGCAUGACCCUGCAGAAGGCCAUGCCUGGUGGGGAGGAUGCCUCGGCCGUGUCAUUCCGGCCGAUGGGUGGCCAGGAUCCUACUGAGUUUGAUCUGGUUGUGCAGGCCCUUGAUAAUGGGCAAGCUUUGAGGCUGCACAUGAGCUACUGGUGCGACAAGAUCUCCGACAACCGCGCCAGCAGCAUGGCCACCACUUUCGCCUCCAUCCUGUCCCAGGUUGUUCAGAACCCAGACAUCCAGACUGUGGACCUCCACAUGACUUCCGACAAGGAUGUCCAACAACUGUGGAACUGGAACGCGUCGCUCCCGCCCGCCCUUGACCUGCGCAUUGAGGAUAUGAUUGCUCAGCGCACGGCCGAGAACCCAGACCAGGAAGCCCUUUGGUCUACCCAGGAUGUCCUGACCUACGGGCAGCUCGAUCUCCUGUCGAGCAGAAUUUCUCAGGGCUUCCUCGCGGACGUCGAGCGCGAAGAGGUUGUGCCGCUCUGCUUCGAGAAGUCCGUCUGGAUUGUCGUGGCCAUGCUUGCCGUUCUCAAGUCAGGGGCCACGGUUGUGCUUAUGGAUCCUUCUCAUCCGCUUGAGCGCCUCCGAUCCAUCACCAACACCGUGAAGGCUAAGCGGAUCCUGGCUUCUCCUUCUCAGGCUGACAUGUGCCUCAACCGUCUCGGCCUGCCUACCGUCGCCAUCUCCGGAGACAUGUUCAACCGCCGAUCUGGUGUCCCCGGCUCCGCACCGAGGUCCUUCAUGACAAAGCGGACCAUGAAGUCGAGCUCUGAUGCGGCUUAUGUCGUCUUCACCAGUGGUUCCACUGGCACUCCCAAGGGUUCUGUCACCGAGCACCGGUCUUUCUGCACUGCGACACAGGGUUAUCACCAGGCCAUCGGUCAACUGCCUGGCGAGAGGGUCCUGCAGUUCGCUUCCUACAGCUUCGACGCCAGCUUUCUGGAGAUUCUUGGUUCACUCAUGGUUGGUGCCACCGUCUGUGUCCCGACCGAGGACGAGAGGUCCGACCAGCUCGUCUCUUUCAUCAACCGGUCUGCGACCACUUUCGCGGUCAUCACGCCCACCGUCGCCUCUCUUCUGGAACCCAAAGCCGUUCCCACCCUUGCUUGCCUCGCGCUUUGCGGCGAGCCCAUGACCACCUCGCACAUUGCUACUUGGUCCAACAAGAUUCGUCUUGUCAACGCUUUCGGGCCAAGCGAGUGCUGUGUCGGCAGCGCCGCCAACUCUUUCGUUACGGAGCAGUCCAGCCCCAAGUGCAUCGGCAAGGCAGUUUCCUGCUGUUACUGGGUGGUUCACCCGCGGAACCACAACCGUCUGGCCCGCAUCGGUAGCGUUGGCGAGCUCCUCAUCGAGGGCCACAUUCUCGCCCGGCACUACCUCAAUGAGCCGGUCAAGACCAAGGACGCCUUCAUCACCAACCCCGAGUGGGCCACGCCGGGCCGCGCCACCAGACUUUACAAGACUGGCGACUUGGUCUACCAGAACCCCGACGGUACGUUCCAGUACGUCGGAAGGAAAGACACUCAGGCCAAGAUCCACGGCCAGAGGCUCGAGUUCGGCGAUAUCGAGCAGGCCUUUAGGGAAGUGGUUUCCGGCACGGAGAACGUCGUUGCCGAGAUUGCACAGGAAGGCCACCUCGUAGUCUUCUUUUCAGCCAAGAACACCAACCUCGACAAUUUCGACGUCUCCGCAACCAAAGCGAAGUUGGCCGAGAAGAUCCCCGCCUACAUGGUGCCGUCGGUCAUCAUGCCCCUGGAGCAGAUCCCGCUCAUGCCUUCCGGCAAGGUUGACCGCAAGAAACUGAAGACUCUCGGAGCCAACAUGCCCGUCCAGCAGGAGAACAGAGCUGGCCGCCUGCCCACGAGCGAGAUGGAAAUCGCCCUCGCAGCCCUCUGGAAGGACGUCAUGAAGUCAGCCCCCGCUCGCAUCAUGGCCGACGAUAGCUUCUUCCACGUCGGCGGAGAUUCUUACACAGCCAUGAAGCUAGUCACCGCAGCCCGUGCCAGUGGCAUUUCCCUGAACGUCGCCGCCAUCAUGAAGACACCCAAGCUCUCUGACAUGGCAAAGAAAGCGACGCACAUGGCCGCUGCCAACCUCACCCCCCUUGAGGAUGAGGUCACCCGGCAGUGUGACGUCUCGGCCGAAACCAUCGAGGAUGUUUACCCCUGCACACCUCUGCAAGAAGGCCUCUUUGUACUCUCGGUCAGGCAGGCUGGAGCAUAUGUUGCUCGCCACUGCUACCAGCUUCCGCGCAGCCUGGACCUCGCCCAGUACAAGAGCGCUUGGAACACCGUCUACGAGGCCAACGCCAUCCUCCGAACUCACAUCGUGCAACUCGAGAACGCCGGCGGCAACAGGAAGCGCGGGGGUCUCUACCAAGCCGUCAUCAACAAGCCCCUUGUCUGGCAACGCGCGAGCUCACUCGACGAGUUCGCAACAACCCGCCCCGUUUCCCUCGGCGGGCCCCUGGCCGAGUUCGCCAUCGUGGAGAACCCGUCGACCCGGUACCUCGUACUUACAAUGCACCAUGCGGCCUACGACGCCGCCUCCUUGGGCAUGCUCCUCGCGGACGUCGAGAGCGUCUACACGGGCAACUCCCUCCCCACCAAACCGCCCUUCCGCGAGUUCAUCCACCAACUCCAAACCACCCCCGCCGAACAAACCCGCACCUUCUGGUCGCACUACCUCGACGGCGCCCAACCGCCCACCUUCCCCGCCAUCCCAAGCGGCUACGUGCCUUCGGCCGACAGCACCUUCGAAUCCGACCUCACCCUCCCCAGCACCCCCUCCAAAACCUUCACCACCGCCACCCUGAUCCGCGUCGCCUGGGCCAUGGUUCUCGCCCAGCACGCCUCGCAAACCGACAUCGUUUUCGGCGAGACCCUGUCCGGGCGCAACGGCACCGACGACGCCAACACCAACCACUUGAGCGCGGCGGAGAUGCAGGGCCCCAUGAUCACGACCCUUCCCGUGCGCUGCACGCUCGAGGCGGGGAACGACGUGGAGAACGUGCUGGCGCGCAUGCAGGCGGCGCUGGUGGACAUGAUCCCGCACCAGCACGCGGGGAUCCAGACGAUCCGGCUGGCGAGCAAGAGCGCGGCGGCCGCGUGUAACUUUGCGUGCUCGGUGACGAUUGCGCCGGAGUCGUCCGCGCCGCUGAGCUUGGGGUUGGGGAUCGUGCCCGUGGAGGUGGGCCCGCCGCCUGCGAUGAGCUAUCCGCUGGCGGUGCAGUUUAUUCUGGCCGAUGGGGGACGGUUGAAGGUGUCGGUUUAUCACGACAGGAGGUUGGUGGAUAGGGGGCAGGUGCAGAAGAUGGUGGGGAAGUUUGAGAAUGUGCUGGAACAGUUGUGUUCUGGGGAAAAGACGACGGUGGGGGAGAUUGAGGUGGAUGUGGUGGUGUCUGGUGGCUUCACGCCCGCUGGUGUCGAUGGCGGGUUGAGGCAUGAUGUGUUGGGGGUGUUGAAUGAGGAGAUUGAGGAUCUGUUGGACGAGAUCUCGUCGCAGGAGUUGAGCAAGCCGAGCACGGCGACGUCGUGCUCGGAGGUGAUGGUGGCGGCGGGAGACUUGGAGCAGAGUAUGAAGGAGUUGUGGGCGGAUAUCCUGGGGAUGCAGGUGGAUGAGAUUUCGGCUACCGACAAUUUCUUCCAUCUCGGCGGCGACUCGAUUGCCUCGAUGCGGCUUGCUACAGCUGCCGAGCGGAAACAGAUCAAGGUCAAUGUCUCCGACAUCUUCCAGCAUCCCACUCUGGAGGAGCUGUGCGAGUUCGCGCAGGCUCAGGCGAACGUUGCCACUCAGGAGGACGACACUAUCGUACAGCCCGUGUUCCAGGACGAGUAUCAAGCGUUCGGGGUGAUCGAUCACCUCGGGCUGGAGCAAGAGGAGGUGGUGGAGACUGUGUGCAGGCAACUCUCGGUCUUCCCUGGCGAUGUCGAGGAUGUCUACCCAGCAACUGACUACCAGGCUUGGGCCAUUAGCCACGGUCUGAUGAGGAGCAGAGGCAACACCAACUACUUCAUCUUCCGACUCCACGGCCACCUCGACACAUUCCGCCUGGAGCAGGCUUGCAGGAAGAUGGUUGCCUCCAACCCCAUCCUGCGCACUCUCUUCACGACAAUGCGCGGUCAGGUCAUGCAGGUUGUCCUGCGCUCGUACCAGAUUGAGUUCCUGCGCUAUGGCAGUGAGCAUUCGGCGGACGACAACUUCAUCAACUGGCUUGUUGAGCAGGACACUCAGCGAUCGGCUUACCUCUCACAGUCAAUCGUCCGCUUCAAGCUGGUGCUGCACGCCGAUGGGCACUACUACGAUGGCAUGUGCAUGCCGCUGCUCAUCCAGGAUCUCGAGAAGUGCUACAACGGGCAGGAACCCAUGGAACGCCCUUCAUUUGGCAAGUUUAUCCAGGGCGCUGCCGUUCGGGAAGAGCAGGCUGUUGACUUCUGGGGUAACCUGCUCGAGGGGUCGUCCAUGACCGAGAUUGUCGAGCACUCGGGCCCAUCUCACAAGCACAACGUUGACACGAUCCGGACUCGGAACAUCGCUCCGAUCCCCGUCAACGUGGCGGGCAUGUCCCAGGCCACCCUCGUCAAGGCCGCCUGGGCGCUCGUGCUCGCCAAGAUGUCCGGCCAGCGAGACAUUGUGUUCGGCAACCUCAUCUUUGGCCGCAACAUGCCCGUUGCUGGCAUCGAAGACAUUGCCGGCCCUUGCAUCAACAUCAUCCCCGUGCGGGUCGGCGUCAACGCCAUGGACAGCAUUCACGACCUCCUCGCGCUGGUCCAGGAGCAGCAGAUGGCUGCGAUGCCACACGAAGGACUCGGUUUCCGUCGCCUGGUCAAGAACUGCACUGACUGGCCGGACUGGACCCGCUUCAGCUCCGUUGUCCAACACCAGCAGCUCGGCCGCGAUGGUACGGAGGGCCAGGAGUUCAAGCUGGCGGAUAAUCUCAAGUGCGAGAUGGGUGUUCUCGGCCCUGCCUACGAUUCUUCGGAUUUGUGGGUUCAGACGACGCCGCACAAGGACUCCUUCAAGGUCGAGAUUGGCUCUUGCAGCUCGGUGGUGCAACCCGCCGUCGCCGAGAUGCUGCUUGACAAGCUCUGUGCCACUCUCAGCAUCUUCGCCUCAAUCUCCGCGGGAAGCAGCCCGCACCUGUGGGAGUUGCUGGCUCGGGAUGGUGCCCCCCUGAUUCCGAUCAAGUCAUCGAUCGUCGAGCAGGUAUGGGGCAAGGUCCUUCCCGACGCCGACGCCAUCUCCUGGGAUACACCGUACUUCGACAUCUGGGGUGACGAGAUCGCCCCGGCGCGCUUCCUCGAGGAGUACGCCGAGCACGGCCUGCACUUCGACAUGGAGGACAUCCUGGAGAACCCAACCAAGCAAGCACAAAUGAUGCUCACCUCGCGCCACCAAUCCGACAAGAACCGCGGCCGCAGCCCACGCCCGGCACCGGCGCCAAUCCCCACCCGGCCGCGUGCCAUCACCCACGACACACUCCAGAGCGCCACCGCCACCACCAACGCGCGCGGCUUCUGGAUCCUGGACAACAGCUCCAAAAAGACCAGCCGCGCCAGCAGCAGCCGAGGCAGCCCGAUCCCCGGCUCGCCCAUGAUCUCCUCCCCGCUGGUCGCCUCGCCGCGCAUGAUGGGCACCGUCCCACCGCGGCGCAAAAACACCAUGGGCUUCGCGCCGCCCCUGAGCCGGCGCACCACCGGCCCCUACCCCUCGGCCUACACGCCCACGAGCGCCAACUCCAACUACAGUCUGAGCAGCUCAACCGCGUCAUCGACGGCGGGCGGGCCCGUGUCGGGAAGGGGCGCGGUACAAGCCUAUGGACGUGAUCAAGGGGUGGUGGGAUCGACGUGGGCGGAGCGCAACAAGUCGUUCGCGAGCAUCAGCCCGCCGCCCACGCCGGGUUCGAGCAACGGGUCGACGGCGUCGACGAGCCCGCGCAGUGCGCUGCGGCCGUUUAAGUUGCCCGAGUAUGCGCAGGCUGCUGCGGCGGCGGGGGGUGCCGAGGCGGAGAGGCCGAAAUUGAGGAGGAAAAAGGUGAACUCGUUUCCGGUCGGGUUUGGGCAGGGGAGGUGGUGAGUGAGAU